GCAGAUCUCAGCCAGGAGAAUUGACGGCUGUGAUGGGCCCAUCUGGAUCGGGAAAGACCACGUUGUUGGAUAUUCUAGCAGAUCGCAUCAGCUCUCUGACUGGUCGGAUAGAAGGGACAAUCGAACUGAACGGUGCGAAGCGCAACGCCAAGACCUUUCGGGCAGUGACAAGCUACGUGGCUCAGGAAGAGUCGCUGCUUGGAUCCUUUACGGUCCUAGAGACACUGACGAUGGCCGCCAAGCUCUCGCUCCCGUAUAGCGUAGAUAACGCGAUGAUACACGAGCGCGUGGAGGAUGUAGUUGAUGAGAUGGGUCUCAGUGUCUGUAGGAACACGUUGGUGGGUGAUAUCUUCCACAAGGGGAUCUCUGGAGGUCAGAAACGGCGGCUGAGCAUUGCCAUCGAGCUGCUGUCCAACCCGUCGAUUCUGUUGUUGGAUGAGCCGACGUCGGGCUUGGAUUCGUCGUCGACCUUCAAUGUGAUGAAGUUCAUCAAAAGACUGUGUCAGGAAGGAAAGAAUGUGAUCUGCACCAUCCAUCAGCCAUCGUCACUGGUCUUUGACAUGUUCACAAAUCUCAUGAUCCUGAGUAAAGGGAAGACGGUGUAUUUUGGGUCCUGCAGUGCGAGCAUAGACCACUUCGCCUCUGCCGGCUAUGCCUGUCCGACGUACUCCAACCCAGCUGAGUACUUCAUUGAAUUGGUGAAUGCCGACUUCGAAGGCCAUGCUGACAUCCCCGCCCUCGUGAAUGCCUACGCCUCAAGCACGGCCGCUGCAAAGAUCACGAGGGAUAUCAGCGAGGAUCGACACAGUGCAGUCGCAGAGGCCACCAAGCAGUUGGAGCCGAUUGCACCGUCUGCGUGGAGGCAGUUCUGGGUGCUUAUGUAUCGCGGUUCCAUCAACAACGUUCGUAAUCCAGGCAUCUUCUGGGUGAGACUCUUCAUGUACAUCAUGCUAUCGUUCAUGGUCGGCACCAUGUACUUGCGGACGAACAAGGACAUCUCCCAACAGGACAUAGUGCCUCUGCUGUUCUACGUGCAGGCAUUCCUGGUCUUCAUGUCCGUGGCUGUGCUUCCCUUCUUUAUAGAACAACGCCCGGUCUUCACACGGGAACGGGCCAACUCGUCGCUGAGUGUGAUCAGCUACGUGCUGGCAAACUUCCUCGCCGCGCUGCCGGGGAUCUUUCUCAUUGCACUCGUUUCGUCGUUGCUUGUGGUGUUUCUUGCUGACAUCAACUCUUUUGGCUCGUUCCUGCUCAACCUGUUCCUCUCUCUUGUGGUUGCUGAGUCCCUCAUGCACGUGAUCGGUGCCGCCGUCCCGCAUUACAUAAUUGGCAUUGCACUGGGCGCCGGGCUCUUCGGCAUGUUCAUGCUUUGCGAGGGCUUCAUGGUGCCACGGGCGUCAAUUCCCAACUACUGGAUCUGGGGCUACUACUUGGCAUUCCACUCGUACUCGUUCGAGAGUUUUGUUUAUGAGCACUUCAGGCAGGAAAACUCGCCGGAAGCAAAGGCGAUUCUUGAGCGCUUGGGGAUGGAAGACGUCGAUGUCAGUCAGAAUAUGGCAAUCCUAGCCGGAUACGCUGUAGGAUUUCAACUGAUCUUCACAUUUAUCCUGUACAAGUUUCACACUGGACGAAGGUAGAGAGUACACACUGCACAGUACAUGUCCAAGAGACUUUCUCCUACAGAACUCACCUUCACAUUUGGAAUGCUCACGAGUCAUGGCAUUGCCUU
Chara braunii is the source of this 1729-nucleotide messenger RNA. The record is from the annotation of a GenBank genome assembly. Lineage: Eukaryota; Viridiplantae; Streptophyta; Charophyceae; Charales; Characeae.